Molecule: messenger RNA, 4991 nt
Organism: Hyposmocoma kahamanoa
Lineage: Eukaryota; Metazoa; Arthropoda; Insecta; Lepidoptera; Cosmopterigidae
Gene: raf
Product: raf homolog serine/threonine-protein kinase Raf-like
Exons: 11
Coding region: 1-2214 (737 amino acids)
Biological process (GO): signal transduction; protein phosphorylation
Molecular function (GO): ATP binding; protein kinase activity
Source: RefSeq, a predicted model, not a curated record
AUGGCAGUUACUAGAGAGAAAGAAAAUUGUACAAGAAAAAUUAAUGGAAAUAUACCUGCAUUAUCCCUCAAUAGUGAUAAUAUGUCGACAUCUACUGAUAGUGACGACGUAGCGGAUCCGACAUAUGAAAUUAGGAACAUUCAAAGUAUAAUAAAUGUGACUCGCGAAAACAUUGACGCUCUGAAUGCAAAAUUCGCUGGUUUACAGCACCCGCCGACGCUUUAUUUGACCGAGUACCAGGAGCUUACGUCUAAGUUGCAUAAUUUGGAGUUGAAGGAACGGACUUUGCGGGAGUUGUUGGCGAAUGAAUCGCCUGAUAGGAGUGAGGAGUGCUCGUUGCAAGAUGACUCGAAAAAGUAUGACACGCUCACGCGGCAGCCGAAGGUAUUCCUGCGGGCGCACCUGCCGAACCAGCAGCGGACGAGUGUGCAGGUGAAGGAAGGUGUGACGCUGCGUGACGCGCUCUCGAAGGCGCUGAAGCUGCGGAACUUAACGUGCGAGAUGUGUGAAGUUGUACGGACAGGAAAUAACCAAGUGAUUCCAUGGGACAUCGACAUUACCAUGAUCGACGCUGAGGAGGUAACGGUUCGGACGUUGGACAAGCUGCCGAUUAUGUCUCACAUCUCGCACCAGUUCACGCGCAAGACGUUCUUCACGCUGGCUUUCUGCGAGUGCUGCCGACGGCUGCUAUUCAACGGUUUCUACUGCUCGCAGUGCAACUUCAAGUUCCAUCAGCGCUGCGCUGAUAAAGUACCCAGUAUUUGUCAUCAGGUACGGAUGACUGACACGUACUACAAAGUAUUGUUGGCGCAAAACCCGGAGACGCAGGCCAUCCUGCAGUAUCCCAACUUCGGCUACCCGCACCUCAUGCGGGUUGACGGCAAGCAGCAGCAUCCGCGCUCCCUGAACCAGGCGGACCGGUCUAACUCAGCGCCCAAUGUGUGCAUCAACAUGGUUCAACGCUCCAUAACGCUGGCAGAUCAUCAGCGGAAGUACAACCAGUGUAAUAACUCUCCUCAAUCCACGAAUUACCUGACGUCAUCUGCGCGGCAGAGUAAGGACGACAAAGACAAGGGUAGCGACCAGCAACACAGUCAGAGUACGCAGGCGUCGCCGACGGGCACGUUGCGGCCGCGGCGAGCGCGGGCGCGCUCGGCCGACGAGUCGUGGAAGAACGUGCUCGCGCCGCGGGAGAGCUACGACGACUGGGUCAUCCCGGCAGACGAGAUCCUCAUCGGUGCUCGGAUAGGGUCUGGCAGUUUCGGGACGGUGUACAAGGCGCACUGGCACGGGCCCGUGGCCGUUAAGACGCUCAACGUCAAGACUCCCACUCCCGCGCAGCUGCAGGCCUUCAAGAACGAGGUGGCAGUCCUCCGCAAGACGCGGCACUGCAACAUCCUUCUAUUCAUGGGUUGCGUGUCGAAGCCGUCUCUCGCCAUUGUGACGCAGUGGUGCGAAGGCUCCAGUCUUUACCAGCAUUUGCACGUGCUGGAGACGCCACUGCCAUUGCUGUACCUCAUCGACGUCGCAAGACAGACUGCGCAGGGCAUGGACUACUUACACGCGAAGAACAUCAUCCAUAGGGACCUGAAAUCGAAUAACAUAUUCCUUCGCGACGACUGGUCUGUGAAGAUCGGCGAUUUCGGUCUAGCCACGGCCAAGGUGCGGUGGUCGGACGGCGCUGGUGCGGGAGGGGUGCAGUGGCAGCAGCCCACAGGGUCUAUCCUCUGGAUGGCUCCAGAAGUCAUCCGGAUGGAGGAACCUGCGCCGUAUACGUUCCGGUCCGAUGUUUAUGCAUAUGGCAUCGUUCUGUAUGAACUGAUGGCUGGGGAGCUGCCGUAUAUUCAUUUAAAUAAUAAGGAUCAGAUACUAUGGAUGGUAGGUCGUGGUCUACUCAGACCGGACGCAAGAAGACUACGUCAAGACGCGCCGCAGGCAUUGAAGCGCUUGUUCGAAGAUUGCAUAAAGCUGGACAGAUCUCAAAGGCCAUUGUUCCGGCAGAUACUAGCGGCUUUAGAGUGUAUGCUUCGAGCGCUGCCCAAGAUCACGCGGUCGGCGUCCGAGCCUGUCUUGUCGAGACAAUUGCACGCGUCCGAUGACUGCCUCUCGUAUUCUUGCGCCUCGCCCAAAACGCCGGUCAACUUCCAGUUCAAUACUGAUACUAGUUUUCCUGCUUUUUACGGAAUCCCAGUGCCGAACCAGCGGCACCCGUAGGUGGCAGCUGGCUGCGAGCGGCGGCUGGCUGUGCUGUGGUGUGCGGCGGCGCCGGCGGCGCGCCCGUCGCGCUCGCCCGCGCGGCACUCGAUCGGGCCGUGCUCGUCGGCCGGCGCGGCCGCGCGGCCCCACCGCGCCGGCGCGGGCCACAAGCGCGCCUGGCUGCUGGGCCUGUGCCCGCCGCCCGCCUACCUGCGGCCCGCGCGGGCCGAGGUGCCCACGGCGCUCGCGAGGCUCCGGGCGGCCCUGUGCCGCUGCUGCUCCACGUACUAGUGCCGCGAGUGUGUACAUAUUAGGAAAGCGAUUCUAGUGAAGUGACCGAUAGUGAGCAUGUGACGCGAAGGGAUGACGUUUGCAUCCGUCGGCGUAUUUGUUGCGAACGCAAUGCCGUACGAAGUUUCGUUCUGUAGGCGUAAUGCUGUCCGCCGACGAUCGAAGUGUCUUGUCGAAGAUUUCACACGGGAAGUGUGGCUCCGUCGCUACGUCUGUCUGUUUUGGAGUGUGGUGAUAGUGAGACUUUACGGACUGUUUGCGAUACUAACUUGACGUGAUGUUUAGAUUCUUGUAGACGAUACACUGAAGCGAUAAUGUGUAAUACUAAAUUUUAAUAUUUAUCCAGUUCUGCCUCUCACAACGAAGAGACUCCUCCUAUGAGUAAACACUGAUUGCCAUUACAAGGCCGAUUCUCGAGUGCUAUUAAAAUCUAUUGCUUCACUGCUGACUGGAUUGUUGACUAUUUACCAAACUGUCUUAGGCACCUUGUAAUAGCAGAACGAUUUGAAGAGAUGUAUCGAAUUUCAUCAACUGUAUGGUGCCUGUAUUUCUCGACGAGUUGGUUCUAUUCAAAAAAGGGGUAUUACUCAAUAGGCCAUAGUGGUGGUGUAUAUCAUAAUUUAUAUUCACCCACAGGCUUAUUUAAUUUUGUCAUAACUAUAGCAUCUAGUGCACUCUGUACUAAAACAUGUCCACAACUGAAUGAAGUUGUGUAUAAAAUCCUAAUUUGACACUGAGAAAGAACCUUACUUACUUACUUGCUCUUAUCGUUAUAGUGUGUUGCCUAUGAGAUGAGAAGUCAACUUUAGUUUGUCGUAUGACAUAAACAACUCGGGGUCUUUGAGUUAAGAAUCUUCCUCAAUCGUUAUCAUAAUAAUAAAUAUUGAAGUCACAAGUAAUUCGAUUAGCAAUAAAUCGAUAGAAUACGAUCGCGAUUCCGACUUAAAAGUAUUAAGUUCAGUUUUAAAUAAUGGGCAGUGUGACAUUUCAAAGGUUACCUAACUUGCAGUGGAAAAUGUACAAUUACUGCCUGUCUGCCUUUUUGAGAGCACACAGGUACAGACUGAACAUCUUAUUUGCCACAACUAACUAUGCAUUUGCGACAUUAAGUAUAACUGGUUUAGUGUCGAAAAUGUCUAAAGUUUCCUUCAGGUGGACAAUCUGCCGAAUUUCAUAUUCUAACCUCAAAUAGCCUAUUAGAACAUUUGAGUAGUUUCUUACAGUAACAAAACCAAUAGAAAAAGUGCCUCCAAAUACUUCUUUUAUUUACGAAAGUAUCAGUGUUUAUUAUGAAAUAAACAUAAUUUUUAAGAAACAACAGCAAAUGCGAUCUCUGCCUUAUGACGAAAGGAAAUCAUGCACCAAUGACAUGAAAAAUUAUUUUUCUGACUAAAUAAAUAUUUUUGUAUAUCUGGAAUGUAAAGUAUUAUUUGUUUUUUAUAAUACAGAGUGGUGCAAAACUCGUUGUAUGUUGUUACUAGUCAAAAGAAUAGACUAGCGCUAACUAAAUGGUGGUCGUAAUGGGCUCAAUGGCUACCUUUUGAAGUGCGCGCCGCAUAUGACGGCACACAAGGCGCGUUUACUCGCUGGCAUAUAUGCGCGGAUGGUAUUGUCCCGACACGUGAUUCUAUGUAGGUUUUAAGAGUAAAUAAAUGCAUGUCAGGGUUGUGUAAACGUGCUUUGAAUUUCAAACCCCAGAACUCACGUGGAGUGAACACGUGAGCUCCAAACCAGGGGAAGAAGUAAGCUUUAUACGGGGGAAGAGUUUUUGUGCAGUACGUAGCAACAACAGGAUAUACUUAUGUUAAUAAAUGGCUAUUAGUGUAUGUUGUUACAUGCUAAGGUAUUUGUAACAUCUGCCAAUGCAAUAUUUUCUGUCAGUGAAGUUGAAGCCUUCUAAUACCAAAACAGUUUGGCUUGCAAGUGGAGAUUAGAAUUAGUCCAGUCUCUUAUUUUGUUGACCCAUGUUUGAUGAAAUACUAGCCCUUAAACGCCAUCGGGUGACAAGAACAAGCAAGUUGCUGGUGGCCGCUAUUAACUGCUGGUGUCUGCACGCGAAAAGUACUCUUAAAACGGUAACGUAUCAACUUUGUUGAUAGUACAUACCUGUAUGCGUUGGGUACAGGUAAAAAUCAAAUUUUGGGAAGAUUUGAUUCGUAUUACGAGACAUAUUAUACAGCUUGCUCGCUCACGCCGCCUUAUGAUACAUGAGGAAAUGAAAAGAAUAAUAAGUUAACCACACUGCUAUUGUCAACUGGCUUACAGUGAAUACUUUCCUUAUAUAGAAUCUUCCUAUUCUCCUGGUGAUGUUUCGCACCACCCUGUAAAUCAGAGGUGCAGGCCUCGCAACCUUAUAAUUUAUUAUUGUACAUAAUUAAAUGUUACUGUAAUUAUAAUUUUAGUAGGCAAGUGUUAAUCUGCAUCUACACUCGUCCAGUGAAUCUUGUGUAUAUUAAUUUUAACGCAUACUAUCGACUCUAAAGACACAAUAAAUUAUUGUUUCA